GCAGCUCUGCGCAGAACCGGGCUGGCCGUAUAAAAGCGGCUGCACCUCCACAGACGGAUUACAACAACAAGGAGGGGGGACACGGGCGCGAAGUCACUGCGGCUCACCGACCCCGAGAAAGUCAACCACAACCCGACACAGACAUGCAGGUCGCCAGGAGGGGAAUCUGUUGGAGACUUUUUCUGUUUUCCUGCCUGCUUUUGGAAAGUUCCUGCCAGGACUUCGGCGGGCAGACGCAGUUCAUUUGCACGUCCGUGCCCAAGGAUAUGGACAUUUGCGCGGCCACCUUGCAGAACAGCGUGCCGGGCGAGGACCUGAAGACCACCGUCAUGCAGCUGCGGGAGACGGUCCUGCAGCAGAAGGAGACCAUCAUGAACCAGAAAGAGACUAUCAGGGAACUGACCUCAAAGUUGGCUCGCUGCGAGAGCCAGAGCGGCGCAGAGCCCGGGGACGCGCGGCCCGGGGGCCGGAGGAAAGACGCGGGGACCAAAAACACAAUGGGGGAUGUAUCGAGGGGCCCCGCUGACACUUUGACGCAACUAUCACAGACUUUACAGUCACUGAAGCAGAGAUUAGAAAACCUGGAGCAAUUCAGCAGAAGUAACAACUCGGUGCAGGCGAACAGCCUCAAAGACCUGCUCCAAAGUAAGAUCGACGACUUGGAGAAGCAGGUGUUGUCCCGAGUGAACAGCAUCGAGGAGGGGAAGCCCGGGCUGCGCAACGAGACGGAGCAGCGUGGGAGAGUGGAGUCCACCCUCACGUCUCUCCACCAGAGGAUCACCGACCUGGAGAAAGGUCAGAGAGAAAACAGGCCUCUGGAUAAGUUCCAGCUCACGUUCCCGCUGAGAACCAACUACAUGUACGCAAAAGUGAAGAAGAGCCUGCCGGAGAUGUACGCGCUCACCGUGUGCAUGUGGCUCAAGUCCAACGCCUCCCCUGGAGUGGGCACUCCUUUCUCCUACGCUGUUCCUGGUCAAGCCAACGAGCUGGUGCUUAUAGAGUGGGGGAACAACCCCAUGGAGAUACUGAUAAAUGACAAGGUCGCAAAGCUGCCUUUCCUCAUCAACGACGGGAAGUGGCAUCACAUCUGCGUGACCUGGACGACGCGUGAUGGCGUUUGGGAAGCGUUUCAAGAUGGAGUCAAGAGAGGGAGCGGAGAGAACCUGGCUCCCUAUCACCCCAUCAAACCGCAGGGCCUGCUGAUCCUCGGGCAAGAGCAGGACACACUGGGAGGAGGGUUCGACGCCACACAAGCUUUCGUCGGCGACCUGGCCAACUUCCACAUCUGGGAUCGUAAACUUUCAGUGGGGGAGAUUUACAAUCUAGCGACGUGCAGCAGCAAAGCGCAGGUGGGCAACGUGUUCGCGUGGAUGGAGACGAGCCUCGAUAUUUACGGAGGCGCCUCGAAGUGGACAUUUGAGGCCUGCCGCCAGCUCAACUGAACUGUGACCGCCGGGGGAACAGAUCAAUGUUGAAGCCACCCUGUUUGUCCCAGCAUCGGUAAAAGCAACCUGAACGAUCAGGAGGCGAUUAUUUCAGUGACUAGCAUCUGGAUUUGUUAUAGAUAUUUGAAAACAUCAUUUGUGGACACUUGAUAGAUUUUUACCAGAUUCUCAUGUGGGGGGACAGGUCACCGGAAACGGACACGUUGGCGUCCCGCGGCGAUCGUAUGUAGAUGCUGCUCCCGGACAGCAGAGGAUGAUCUUCAAAAAAAAAAGUGACAGGCCAGGAUCAACAGCACAGUAGAAGGUCAUGUAGUUUUUAGCGAACAGAUGUCACCGCAAUCCAAAACGAAAAAUUGACUGACUUCUUCAAAAUGUCUUUGUCUGUCUCGACUGCCAGGGAUUUUUCACUGUGAAAAAGGACAAGGUGGACUUCUUUAAAAAAACGGAAUGUUUUCUCCAGGAGGUUAUGAAAUAGACGUCAUUGUUUCUCUCUCACUAUUCUUUCUCUGCCACCACCUGCUUGACGUGAUUUUGUGUAAAGAAUGACGUAUUUAUUGCCAACAUUUGAGCCUGAGUGCCUUGGGCUGUUGAAAAAAAAAAAAAAUCUCAGCACAUUCAUUAUGAUUUGCAGAGUGUAUUUUUUUUCUCUUCUUCUUGUAAAUUAAUUUCAAAAAGAGGUGUUUCCUUGUGACACUCUGAAUGAGGUCGGAUCAGAUUGUUUAUUGUAAAAUGCAAUUCAUCGAUGGCAGCGACGCAUUUUGCAGAUGUUUGUACUUCAGUGGGAAUGUUCUCUGUACAGUAACAGCAUGUCUUAACUUCUGUAAAUGCUGCGUCAGCAUCUAUGAUCUUUGCUUUUACUAUCCUACUUUUGGGUUGAGAUUUUAUACUGUAUUGUUAUAUGCUUAAAGCAUGGCAACACUGACAGAUUAAAAAAAAGUUCUAGUUUUUGUAAUAAAUUGUGAUA
This is a messenger RNA of Acanthopagrus latus (yellowfin seabream), 2409 nucleotides long. RefSeq names its product neuronal pentraxin 1 like (gene nptx1l). Bases 144 to 1442 code for a protein of 432 amino acids. The record is from RefSeq and is a predicted model, not a curated record. NCBI's taxonomy places the organism in Eukaryota, Metazoa, Chordata, Actinopteri, Spariformes, Sparidae. The transcript is spliced from 5 exons.